Molecule: messenger RNA, 5900 nt
Organism: Impatiens glandulifera
Lineage: Eukaryota; Viridiplantae; Streptophyta; Magnoliopsida; Ericales; Balsaminaceae
Product: 1-phosphatidylinositol-3-phosphate 5-kinase FAB1B
Exons: 12
Coding region: 308-5554 (1748 amino acids)
Biological process (GO): phosphatidylinositol phosphate biosynthetic process
Cellular component (GO): endosome membrane
Molecular function (GO): ATP binding; 1-phosphatidylinositol-3-phosphate 5-kinase activity; metal ion binding
Source: RefSeq, a predicted model, not a curated record
UAAGGUCGCUGUUUCCCGAUUUUGAUCAUCAUCUUCCUGUGUGGUUAGCUUCCAUGGAUCCCUGUCUACUCUUCUUUACUUCCGUGAUUGAACGAAUUACAUACAUCUAUUGAUUCAUUUGAUCCAUAACUUCAUUCAGUUCAUGUUCUUGAUUCACUGAAACGGACCGAUAAGCUUGAUUAUGCAUGUUUUUCUGUUCAAAUCCAUCUACUCCUGAUGAACUUCCGCCUACACUAGGGUUUUACGGUACUAUGAUGGUAUACGAAUGAGUGUUUCAUGAUGUCAUGGAAAAGAGGAAUAAAUCUACAUGGAUGCUCCAGACAAGUCGUCUGAUCUUUUUGGUGUAUUGAAGUCUUGGAUUAGUUGGAGAUCUGAACCGGCUAAUGUGUCUAGGGACUUUUGGAUGCCAGAUCAGAGUUGCUUGGUUUGCUACGAGUGCGAUUCGCAGUUCACGUUGUUCAACAGAAGACAUCAUUGUCGACAUUGUGGACGGAUCUUUUGUGCAAAUUGUACUUCAAAUUGGGUUCCUGUAAUAACUAGUGAGCAAGCCUUUUCAAGAGAAGAUUGCGAUAAGAUUAGGGUUUGUACUUUUUGUUUCAAGCAAUGGGAGCAAGGGCUAACUGCUGUUGACGAAAGGGCGGAGGAAGCGAGCGUGGCCCUUAGUAAUUCUCCAUCUGCAGCGAGCUUUGUUAGCACAAAAUCCAAUAGCACUAUUACCAGCAGUUGCAAUACUUUUUCAUCAUUUCCACAGUCUUUUGGAUCUUAUCGACAUAAUCACCCUCACAUUCCCAUCUUGCACCAACUGUCACCAACAGAGAUGGAUUUAGAUGGCGAGAGUUUGGCAGCUUCUGAUAAAGCUGAUGGGCAUGUUAUUGAUGUGGGGAAUCCAUCUCCACACCAAUUUAGAUACUUCAAUACCAGGAGUUAUGAUGAUGAUGAAGAAUUUGGUGUAUAUCCGUUAAAUUCCAAUUCAGGGGAUUUUUCUCAGACUAAUGGUUAUUACAGUGCAGUGGAAUUUGAUGAGACAGAUCAUGACUAUGGAUCCUCUAAGGUUCAUCCUUCUGAGGAGGCUAUUGACACCCAAAAUAUUAGCAAUUCACAUAAUGGUUUUGAGGAUGCUCAAGGAAUACAGCAGCUCAUUAAAGAGGAAGAACAUGUGGUUGAUGAAUGCGAACCAUCUUCUUUAUAUGCUGGAGCAGAUGUGGAUGCUGAACCAGUGGAUUUUGAGAAUAAUGGAACUCUUUGGCUUCCUCCUGAUCCAGAAGAUGAAGAAGGUGAUAGGAAACUAAGGGAAGUUCCUUUGUUUGAUGAUGACGACGAUGAUGGUGAUACUAUCGGUGAAUGGGGGCAAUUACGUAGUACUGGGAGUUUUGGCAGUGGAGAGUUACGAAAUAGGGACAAAUCAAAUGAGGAGCACAAGAAGGUCAUGAAGAACGUGGUUGAUGGGCACUUUAAGGCUCUAGUAUCUCAGCUAUUGCAUGUUGAGAAUAUAUUGUUGGGCCAGGAUUGUGAUCAAGACAGCUGGUUGGAGAUAAUCACAUCUUUAUCUUGGGAAGCUGCAUCAAUGUUAAAGCCAGAUACAAGUACUGGAGGGGGAAUGGACCCAGGAGGGUAUGUGAAGAUAAAAUGCAUAGCUUCAGGGCAUCCUUAUGACAGUGUUGUGGUUAAAGGAGUUGUUUGUAAGAAGAAUGUGGCUCACAGACGGAUGACAUCAAUAAUAGAAAAACCAAGGAUCAUUAUUCUUGGAGGGGCACUUGAGUAUCAGCGGGUUUCUACUCAGUUGUCAUGUUUUGAUACUUUGUUGCAGCAGGAAAUGGAUCAUCUGAAGAUGGCUGUUGCGAAGAUUGAUUCUCAAAAUCCUGAUAUCCUUUUGGUGGAGAAAUCAGUCUCUAGACAUGCUCAAGAGUACCUUCUUGCAAAUGAUAUAUCACUUGUGCUUAAUAUCAAAAGGCCUCUUUUAGAACGCAUUUCUCGCUGUACUGGCAGUCAAAUUAUACCCUCGGUUGAUCAUCUUUCACCUCAGAAGUUGGGAUACUGUGAUAAGUUUCACGUGGAGAGAUUUCUUGAAGAGCAUGGCUCUGCUGGACAGAGUGGUAAGAAGUUGGUAAAGACGUUGAUGUAUUUUGAAGGGUGCCCAAAACCACUGGGAUGUACGAUAUUGCUUAGAGGUGCCAAUGGGGAUGUCCUGAAGAAAAUCAAACAUGUAGUGCAGUAUGGAGUGUUUGCAGCUUAUCACUUGGCUCUGGAAACAUCUUUCCUUGCGGAUGAAGGAGCCUCCCUGCCAGAACUACCCUUGAACUCACCAAUAACAGUAGCACUUCCAGAUAAUCCACCCAACAUUGGGAGGUCCAUAUCAACAGUAUCAGGCUUUGUUGUAUCGUUGGAUGGAAAAACUCAAGGAUCUCUACGUGGCUCUGAGCUGCAGAGGUUCAGCAGUGUCCCGACAACUCCCAACACUCCAGCCCACAGUGUUUCACAACUUGGUUUUCCUGGGGGUCCUGCCUCAGUGAACAUAAAUUUUCCUUCAAAUUCCAUCAAUUCCGCAAAUAGUUUUCCUCCCGUUUCCAUCUCAGGGCAAGUAACGCUCAAUUCUUUUCACGUUCUUCAAUCACCAACUAUUGUGUCUGAGGAGGGAAAUGCAGUUAAUUGGAGAGUAUACUCGGAAGCAAAUUCUCCCACUGGGAAUGAAGGUGAUCAGUAUAUUGGUAAUAGAUUUCUCUCUUCUCAAGCAGUGGGUCCAAGUGGUGAGAACUUAAAUAGCACUACUGGUUUCGAGGUGAAUGCAGUACCACAAGGUGCGAUCAUUCACGAGGAAUCCUCAAGCGAAGCGUUUCCUCCAUCACCUUCUGAUCAUCAAAGUAUACUGGUUUCCUCAUCAUCUCGCUGUGUUUUGAAGAGAUCUGUGUGCGUAAAAUCGCAUCUCUUACGAAUUAAAUAUUAUGGAAACUCCGACAAACCAUUGGGACGCUUCUUGCGAGAUCAUUUGUUUAAUCAGAGUCGAUGUCAAACAUGUGACAUGCCAUCGGAUGCACACGUUCAUUGUUAUACUCAUAGACAAGGCACACUUACAAUAUCUGUGAGGAACUUGAAAGACAACUUACCAGGUGAAAAGGAAGGAAAGAUCUGGAUGUGGCAUAGGUGCCUGCGGUGUCCUAGGGCAAGUGGUUUUCCACCUGCAACCAAAAGAAUUGUGAUGUCUGAUGCAGCCUGGGGUUUGUCUUUUGGGAAGUUUCUGGAGCUCAGUUUUUCGAAUCACGCAGCUGCAAGCAGAGUGGCAAGUUGUGGUCACUCAUUACACCGCGAUUGUCUUCGAUUCUAUGGAUUCGGUAACACGGUUGCUUGCUUUCGUUAUGCGCCAACUGAUGUCCUUUCUGUGUGCCUUCCGCCUUCUAAGCUUGAUUUCAACUAUGAGAAGCAAGAUUGGAUAGACAAGGAAAUGGAUGAGGUUGUCAACCAAGCUGAGCUUCUGUUUGCAGAAGUACUCAAUGCUCUUCGGCAGAUGGCAGAGAAGAAAUCUUCCUCAGGAGCAUUUAGCGGUGGCAUGAAAUUGGCUGAAUCAAAACGUCAGCUUGCAGAUCUUGAAGUCUUGUUGCAGAAGGAAAAGGCUGAAUUUGAGGACUCACUCCAGAAAGUCCUGAAUAAGGAGGUACAAAAAGGUCAACCUGUUGUGGAUAUUUUGGAGAUUAACCGAUUACGGAGGCAGUUAUUGUUCCAGUCGUAUAUGUGGGAUAACCGCUUAAUCCAUGUGGCUAGUUUAGACAAUAACAACAACCUUCAUGGUGGUUUGAGUAGAUCGUGUUCAGAGCAAGUAGAGAAUGUUGCAAAUAGCAGCCCUAUUAAAUCUGAGAAACUUCAAAGUAGUGGUGAGUCACUACCUGUGGAUUUAAAGCUUCGUGUGAAUCCUGAUCAAGUGAUUGAUGCUAGCAUAUUCUUAGAGCAAGGAAAGGAUAACCAAACUAAUUGCCAAUCUCCGGGAUUUGAACUUCCAGAAACCAAUGCGAUAGUCCACAGGAGCCUUUCUGAGGGACAGUUCCCAAUGCAAAACUUGUCAGACACUCUUGAUGCUGCUUGGACAGGUGAAACUUCCAUGGAUUCUUCAAGUGAGUUAAUAACUGGCGAGAAGUUAGAUAAUGGAGAUGAGAGUUUGUCUAAGAUGUUGGCUGCCAAAGCCUUUGAUAAUCUCGAAGAUUCUGUAAGUUGGCUGGGAAUGCCGUUCUUGAGUUUCUAUAGAUCGUUAAAUAAGAAUUUAUUGGGAAGCACUCAGAAGCUCGACACAAUUGGCGAGUAUAAUCCUCUGUAUGUAUCUUCAUUUCAUGAGGCGGGACUACAAGGAGGGGCUAGAUUGCUUCUUCCUGUUGGUAUCAACGAGACUGUCAUUCCUAUUUACGACGACGAGCCAACUAGUAUUAUAUCAUAUGCACUCGUAUCUCCAGAUUACCUUCUUCAACUGUUAGUUGAAUGUGAAACCGCCGCUCCAUUGCUGUCGGCCAGUUCUGCAAAUUUACCAUUACUCAAUUCGUUUGAUGAGACUUCGAUGGAGUUACACAGAAGUCUUGGAUCUGUGGAAGACAGCUUUUUGUCUUUGUCUUCGUCUCGAAGUUCACUAUCUUUGGACCCACUGUCGUACACGAAAGCUUUGCAUCCUAGGAUUUCGUUUUCGGACGAUAGUCCACGUGGAAAGGUGAGAUAUUCUGUGACUUGUUAUUAUGCAAAGAGGUUUGAAGCGUUGAGGAAGAUAUGCUGUUCUUCUGAGAUGGACUAUAUAAGGUCUCUUAAUCGAUGCAAGAAGUGGGGAGCUCAGGGUGGUAAAAGCAACGUGUUUUUUGCAAAAACUUUGGAUGACCGUUUCAUCAUUAAACAGGUUACAAAGACUGAGCUAGAGUCUUUUGUAAAGUUUGCUCCUGAGUAUUUUAAAUAUCUAUCUGAAUCGAUUCUUACGGGAAGCCCAACAUGCCUGGCAAAGAUUCUUGGUAUUUAUCAGGUUACCUCAAAGCAUGUGGGAGGUAAGGAAACGAAAAUGGAUGUCCUGAUUAUGGAGAAUCUUCUGUUCGGAAGAACAUUGUCGCGGCUUUAUGAUCUGAAAGGAUCAUCUCGAUCAAGAUACAAUGCAGAUGUUAAUGGAAGUGACAAAGUCCUACUUGAUCAGAACUUGCUUGAAUCAAUGCCAACUUCUCCAAUAUUUGUUGCUCACAAGGCUAAGCGGUUGCUGGAAAGGGCCGUGUGGAACGACACUUCGUUUCUUGCUUCAAUUGACGUGAUGGACUAUUCGUUAUUGGUCGGGGUGGAUGAAGCGAAUCACGAGCUGGUUGUGGGUAUAAUCGAUUUCAUGAGACAAUACACAUGGGACAAACACCUCGAAACAUGGGUGAAAGCCUCCGGAAUUCUAGGCGGUCCAAAGAAUGAACCUCCAACCGUAAUUUCACCCAAACAAUAUAAGAAACGGUUUAGGAAAGCCAUGACAACGUAUUUCCUAAUGGUCCCCGAUCAAUGGUCCCCUCCUACAAUCAUUCCGAGCAAGUCGCAUCUUGAUCUUUCCGAAGAUAACGUGACUUGAGAUUAAAAUAAAAUUGAGAUCUUUCUCGAGAGCUUGGUCGAAAUUUAAUGGGCUUUUGGCUCGGGUAAGACUCUGUAUAUUUUUAUUUUUAGGUGCUUGUACAUUUGGUGGUCACUUUUCUUUUUCAUACAUUUGUUAUUGGUGGUUUUUUUUUUUUUUCUCUUUUUAUUUUGCAAUUAUAUGUGGGAUUCUAUAAUCUUUAUACUAUACUAUAUAUAUAUAUUGUUUGUAGAUAGAAAAGUGUUAAGGAAAGCUGUUGGAAUGGAAAGUCCCCAAGUUUUUGUACUUUAAUGGACCUUCUUGUAAUUUUAAAAAUAUGGUAUUUUUAUUCUUUUAUUUUGUUUUA